This is a messenger RNA of Perca flavescens (yellow perch), 2896 nucleotides long. RefSeq names its product phosphate cytidylyltransferase 1B, choline a (gene pcyt1ba). The record is from RefSeq and is a predicted model, not a curated record. The coding region runs from base 116 to 1159 and encodes 347 amino acids. The transcript is spliced from 9 exons. Gene Ontology annotation, biological process: CDP-choline pathway. Gene Ontology annotation, molecular function: choline-phosphate cytidylyltransferase activity; phosphatidylcholine binding. NCBI's taxonomy places the organism in Eukaryota, Metazoa, Chordata, Actinopteri, Perciformes, Percidae.
GUGAAACAGCGACGCAUCAGAUCGCAUUCCUGUUGCUCAGCUGUUGCGCCUCUUUGUUGCAGAAGAGGACCACUAAAGAGGGACCACAGCCGCAUCCCAUGAGUCUUUGGGAAUCAUGGAGGAGCUUGAGCACACCUGCCCCCAUCCUCGGACGACUCUGACAAAGCCUGCCAUCUUUGCCAGGGAGACUAGUUGUGAUUGUCGCGCCCCUCAUGAGAAACUCACCAUCGCUCAGGCCCGCAGAGGCACCCCAGUGGACCGGCCAGUCAGAGUCUACGCAGAUGGCAUCUUUGACCUGUUCCACUCUGGGCACGCUCGUGCUCUCAUGCAGGCCAAGAACCUCUUUCCCAACACCUACCUCAUAGUAGGAGUGUGCAGUGAUGAGCUGACCCAUAAGUACAAGGGUUUCACAGUCAUGACGGAGAUUGAACGUUAUGAAGCGUUGAGACACUGCCGCUAUGUCGAUGAGGUUUUGAGAGACGCACCCUGGACUCUCACACCGGAGUUCCUAGAGAAACACAAGAUCGAUUUUGUGGCUCACGAUGACAUCCCAUACUCCUCAGCAGGAAGUGAGGAUGUUUAUAAACACAUUAAGGAGGCAGGGAUGUUUGUGCCUACGCAACGGACUGAGGGAAUCUCAACAUCUGACUUGAUCACAAGAAUUGUCAGAGACUAUGACGUCUACGCCCGACGCAACCUCCAACGUGGCUACACGGCCAAGGAGCUUAACGUCAGCUACAUUAACGAGAAGAAGUACCGGCUGCAGAACCAAGUGGACCGCAUGAAGGAGAAGGUUCGCACGGUCGAGGAGAAGAGCAAACAUUUUGUUUACCGUGUGGAGGAGAAGAGUCACGACCUGAUUCAGAAGUGGGAAGAGAAAUCCAGAGAGUUUAUCGGCAACUUCCUAGAACUUUUUGGCCCUGAUGGGACUUGGAAACAGGUGUUUCAGGAGCGCAGUGGACGAAUGCUGUCCUACGCUCUGUCUCCCCGAGAGUCGCCCUGCAACAGUCCUCCCCGCGAACUGUCCCCCCUGCGCUCUCCCUCACCCCCGUCUCCCCCUGCCCGCUGGCACAAUGCACGGCCCUCACCCCCGACCUCCCCCAAAGGAGCAUCUGCCUCUAUAAGCAGCAUGAGUGAAGGUGAUGAAGAUGAGAAGUAGAUGGAUUGUUGAACACACACACACACACACACACACACACACACACACACACACACACAUACACAUACACAUACACACACUUCACUCAUAGUACACUGCCUGAGAACUGCUCACACACACGCACACACACACACACACACAAACAGAUAUACUCUGACAAACACUGGUUGGAUACUGAAACAGUUAUCCUCAAGGAAGUUGCUAAUAUGCAAGGCAGAUGGGGAUCGUGGGAAAUGAAGUUCUGUGCCGCAGAGCUAAGAAGCCAUCGCUGUCUCUGUUGUCCAGGCAACCAAGCAGACAGGUGAAAGAGAAACGAAGAAGAGGAUUUAUGUACACAGUGUUGCAUAUCCUAAGAAGGUCCAGAAUGCUUUGUGGCAUCUUUCGAGAGGAUUUGCUUUGGAUUGUCCAGUACUUAUAGAGACUGUCCAACAGCCUGCUCAUAAUAUCACCUGAUUGUUUAAUGUCCUAUUCUGUUUAGUUUAGCUUUUUAUUUAAGAUACCAAGAUUUUGUGUAACUACUGUAACCGCUAGAUGUGAAUAGGCACAAAGUGUUCAGUUUAACAGUUAAUGUGUAACGACAGGAACUGGAUUCAUUCUCCACGGAGUCAUUUUGCUCUUGUUAAACUGAGAGUUAGGAUUUACACUGCACACUCUAGAUUAGCAGAGGUGACGUUUGGGCAGCCUCUUGGCACUAAAACACAUUAUUGGUGCUAGUUUGCACCAUUUUAACAUAAAUGGUUGGCAAGGAAUAUAUCAGUGAUCCACAAUUAUUGAUUCACUUGUUCCCACGCUACUGAUAUGAUCACUAAUACAGAUUAAACUAGUCCCUCAGAAAAUCAUAAGAAAUUAAAAUAAGCCGGUGGAAUAGCAGCCUGUAUGAUCCUGAAAUGUAUCCAAAACUUAGAUCAUUGGUGGGGGAAAAAAGCUCUAGUGAAAGACGACAUCGUCUUCACCUCAGUUGUACAGCUUGUAAUCCUUAUUUUAAAGUUCAUGUGAAGAAAAAUAAGUUUUGAAAUGGAAAUGAGUUCUGUCAUGAAGUUAGACACUAAAACGAGCCCCUUUAGAUCUGAGUCUUGGACUUCACCUAUUGAUGGUGAUGGGUGAUGAGAUAGAAAAAAAAAAUGUAUUAGCUUCUUGAAUGUAAACUGAGUCAUUGAGGCCACACCUACAGUAGAGAAUACAUGUAAUCACUCUAACUUCUGGUCACUUCAUCAUCACAGUCAUUCAGUAGGCCACACAAAUAUCACGUCUCGCAGUAAUCCAUCAGUAGAAACAUUUGUGGAUUUUCAGCAUUAAAAAGCCAUGUGUUUUUUUUUGGACAGUUUGCCAUGUUUUAUGUUUAGCCGACAUUCCUGCUUUUUGGAAUUUGAUGUCAGCUGUUUAAUCAGAUCCGGCAAACUUGGAGAUGCAGCCUUUCUUAAUAGGACUCUGAUGAUACUUGAAAUAUACAAUUGUUAAAGCCCUCUAGGUGAACUGUCAGUUCCUAAAACGCCAGAUCAUCACCCUAUUUUGUUUUAUUUGCUAUUAUUGGAAAUGUAUGUGUUAACUAUAUUUUUUAUUUUUGCUCAGGUCUGCUCAUUCAUGUCAGGCAGGAGCAGACCUCUCUUCCACCCAAACAAUACAAUAAAUACCCCAAUGCAAUGUAGAGACCUAAUGUCCUGUACGCACUACAUGUUAAUCUGCACUAUAUGGACAAACUUUGGGCAUUGUGUGUCUUUUUUUAUUUUUUAAAUUUCA